UGUCGGUGUACAGUUGGUCGUGUAGCCUACCUACCUAUUUAAAUUAUAUUAUACUCUGUACCUAUAAUUUUAUAAAAUUAUUCAAAAUGUUUAACUUCUUAGCGUUGUUUGUGCUUGUGGUUUACGUUACCACUAGUUUUUCAAUCGCUGAUGAUUUUGAAACAGAGUUUUCGCGUUUAAUUAAUGUGAAUUCUGAUCAAGAGCAUCAGGUUUAUGGAUCCUCUGGUUCGAAUGAAGAACAUACCGUAUUUUUUCCACAAAAAUUAGAUCAUUUCAAAUCCACUGCUAGAAAUUUAUGGGAUCAGCGUUCUAUUGUAUUGAAUACACAUUACAAGAAAAAUGGCCCAUUUUUUGUUUAUUUAUUUGGCAACAAACCGGCGUCCAUCGAGUGGCUACGUAAUAGUAGAAUAAUGUCUUAUGCUAAAGAUGCUCAAGCUUUAGUGAUAGGAUUAGAGCACCGAUAUUAUGGAGAUAGUCGCCCAUUUGCGAAUACUUCAUUGGAAAAUCUAAAUUACCUCGAUGUACAACAAGCAUUAGCUGACAUCGCAUAUUUUAUCAGAACAGUGAAUGAAAUAUCUUUAGUUCCUGAAAAUACCAAAUGGGUUUUGUUUGGUGGUUUUUAUGGAGGAUCAUUGGCUGCUUGGGCUCGUUUAAGGUAUCCUCAUCUGGUGUAUGGAGCUGUUGCUUCUGGGGCUCUUAUGUCGAUCAAGUCAGAAUACCCAGAAUAUUUGGAAUCGGUCCGAAAUUCAUACUUUUCUUUCAACUACACUUGCGCUAAAAAUAUAAAAUCAGCGUUUCAACAAAUAGAAGAUUUGUUGCAAACUCAAGAAGGCAGGACUAAGAUUUCACAGCAAUUUAGGUUAUGCGGCUCAUUGGAAAGUAAUGAAGAGGAUAAAGCCAUCUUUCGAGGAAUACUAUCCGAACAAAUUGCCUUGGCUGUGGAACGAAAUCAUCGUUCUUAUGAUGAAUCAAUGUCUUCCAUCUGUUAUAUUAUGAACAGAGACUCAGAUUCAGCGCUGGAAAAUUUGAAGACUGUAAGCUCCAGGUUUUUACCUCGAGGUUAUUGUUGGUACACCAAAGAAACAUCUAUUGUUUCAGCAUACCAGAAAGUUCAUUAUGAUAGUCGUGAGCAGUCUGAUCGAUUAUGGCAGUAUCAGUUAUGUACUCAGCUUGGUCUUAAUUUACCAUCAACCAAAAGCUCUGAUAUGUUCGGGCAAUAUAAACCAGAAGCUGAAAGCUUGGCUAAAUAUUGUCAAGAUAUAUUUGGACCUGAAUACAAUCAGCAAACUAUCGAUGAGGGUGUGAAAGAAAUGGAAUUAGAAUUCGGAGGAUCAGCGUUCAAUACAAAUCGAUUAGCUUUCAUUUAUGGAUCUCAGGAUCCUUGGAGAGGCGCUGGCAUUACUGAAAAAGUCAAAAACGCUCUUUACGAUGUCGUUAAUAUUAAAGGUGCUUCACAUCUUGCUGAUUUGGAAUCAUCUCGUAAAGAUGCUGACCUAGAAAAUGGUAUUCAAGAGAUCAAAGAUAUACUGAAAUCUUGGCUGCAGCCGCAGACAUAA
Planococcus citri (citrus mealybug) is the source of this 1556-nucleotide messenger RNA. Its product is annotated as putative serine protease K12H4.7. The coding region runs from base 87 to 1556 and encodes 489 amino acids. Gene Ontology annotation, molecular function: serine-type exopeptidase activity; dipeptidyl-peptidase activity. Lineage: Eukaryota; Metazoa; Arthropoda; Insecta; Hemiptera; Pseudococcidae. The record is from RefSeq and is a predicted model, not a curated record. The transcript is spliced from 9 exons. Gene Ontology annotation, biological process: proteolysis.